Coregonus sp. 'balchen' is the source of this 11960-nucleotide messenger RNA. NCBI's taxonomy places the organism in Eukaryota, Metazoa, Chordata, Actinopteri, Salmoniformes, Salmonidae. The record is from the annotation of a GenBank genome assembly.
GUGAGCAGUAAUGAGGUGCUGGUCCCAGAGAGGGUGAGUGCUGUGCUGGGGAAGAACAUUACACUGGGCUGCAGGGUGGAGGUCGGCACCAGGCACCAUCACCCUGGCCGUCUUCAACCCCCAGUUUGGCAUCUCCAUCUCCCCAGACUAUGCCAGGCGCCUGUCCUUCCUGAACCCCUCCGUGCACGAUGCCACCGUCGUCCUAGAAGGCGUGGGUUUUCAGGACAUCGGGUCUUACACAUGUAAAGUGGCGACUUUCCCGCUGGGCAACACGCAGGCAUCCACCACUGUCAAUAUACUAGGUACAUGGAACUCUUAGACUGCGUCGGCCUUGGUCAAGUUACCUAAUUCCCUCUAUAGUGCACUACUUUUGACCAGGGCCCGCAUAGGGCUCUGGUCAAAAGUAGUGCACUAUAGAGGAAAUAGGGUGCCAUUUGGGACACAGUCACUCUGCGUCCAGCAUGAGGAAACCGUUACUUUUUGUACUGUAGAAGCGUACAGCACCAGCUCCAUUUUACCUGAAUGUCCUUUCUCAGAAAGUGUUCUCACUGUCCCCAUGAAUAAAGGAGGGCAAUUCAGACUUGUCCUUGAUAAAUAUUCAUACAGCUAGCCUUAUUGCUGUAGGAGCCAAAUGCCACAUAGAUUUACUAACUUAAUAUAAACAAAUCCACACGUAAAGGUUCCAACUCGUAUGGACACAUUAUAAAGUAGCACCUUACUGAGAGUGGAAAGUAAAGUUUAAGGAUUGUUGUGCGGUCAGCAUGUGUUUCCACCCCUAUAAUGGUUGAUUGGAUUGUGGACGGUGAUGAAAGCUGCAGCCAGCCAGGCUUCAUGUGUUUCUCUCCUGAGGCUUAGUCCCAAAUAGCACCCUAUGCCCUAUGUAGUGCACUACUUUUGACUGGUGAAAGUAGUGUACAAUAUAGGGAAUAGGUUGCCAUUUGAGACUCAGCCUCAGGCUGGCUCUGAUGACUAAUGAGGGCUACAUUAAGUGCUGCUGUGACAGGAGGCUGCCUGCCUCGACUCAGUGUCUGGGCCUCCACAGCCUUCCAUUAGCCUGCAUCUCCUUUUGACCAGGGACCAUGGGGAAUAGUGUCAUUUGGGAUGCAGCCUGGGCUUCCACCCGCCUUCCUUUACUCUGUGUUGUUGUUUAUUAGGGAUGUUUUAUUUCUUAACACUGUGAGUGGGUACACUCCGCUUCUGAGAAUAAUCACUGAUAUAAAAACCAAAAGCUCAUAGCAGAAAAAAAAAGUGCUUCCCUUUCAACAACUGUUGUAAGAAUGUAAUAGUCUGGGACAGAUAUGAAUGUUAUAAGAAGAGUACAGUGUACAUUCAGGUAAUGAAAUCCCCCCCCUCUCUCUCUCUCUCUCUCUCUCUCUCUCUCUCUCUCUCUCUCUCUCUCUCUCUCUCUCUCUCUCUCUCUCUCUCUCUCUCUCUCUCUCUGUCUCUGUCUCUGUCUCUGUCUCUCUCUCUGUCUCUCUCUCUGUCUCUCUCUCUGUCUCUCUCUGUCUCUGUCUCUCUCUCUCUCUCUCUCUCACCCCCACCCCCUUCCUCCUAACCUUACAAAAGGCACAGGGUUACAUUUUAAUGGUAAGAGGAUCUUUGCUACGUGAGCCCCCACCUGUAAACAAUAGCAAAGGAAUAAUACACCACCACCAAAACUCUGAGAAUUAGAAUGACCUUUUGUUUGGUAUUGUUAUUGCUGACAAGGAAGUGAGAAACCUUCUGCAGUUUUCUAAGAAACAGAGUUUCUGCUAAGACUUCUAAGAGAAAACAAGACAACACUUAAAAAAGCUGCAUUAAUGAAGAUGUCAACUGAUGCUACUAGGCCUGACAUUGCGGCAAACUCCACAGUCUGGCCCAGUUCCACUUUCACUUUCUGAGUUAUUAUAUCUACUCAGGCCCAGAUCUCUCUGCAUGGCUCACUGAUAGCAUGUUUUACUGUCCAUGACAUGCAUUUGAUGUGGAGCAAUAACAUCUUCUCUUUUCAGCUGAGUCAUAAAAACUAAAGAGAACAUAACAUAACCUCGCAGCAGUGCAGUGCCAUGGCAAGACUUGUUCACUUGUUGUGGGUCUAAUUCAAUUUGAAUGUUUUAUUGUUAGAAGUUGUUUCAUUAGAUAAUCUAAAUAUCCAUUCUCUAGGAUUUACUUGAUCAUCCAAUGAGCCCCAUAAAUGCAGUGAUUGGUGAUAAUUGUAAUUAUUUUAAAGUGUACUGAUUGAUACGUCAAAACUGUGGAGAUACUGCAUGGUUUGACCACUGGCCUUACAGUUCAACUGUAGUCCUGGUUGGCUGGCUUUGUCAGCUGCGCUCAAAGGGCUGGGCGAAAUGGCCAAAAUAUCAUAUCACUGUAUAAAAAAUACAAAAAGUACAGUUUGACGGUAUUUUAUGUUUUUGAAUAAUAAAAGUUCUACAUUUGCUUUGAGUAGUGCGUGACCCUAGGGUGACAGCACAUAUAUUCUAAGUGAUUUCAAUGGGUCUUUCUCCAUUCUGAUUUGUUUUACACUGUUCAAUUCAACCAAAAAUAAUUUUCAGCAUUUUCAUCAAUUUCUGCAUUUCCUGCACUCAUUUGAGAUCAUUUCAACACUUCCAUGUAGUGCUGCACGGUAUGGGCAAACAAUCUAGGCCUUAUUUUUAACCAAAUGUUGCAAUUGUGAUUUGACUUGCGAUUUAGAGCAAAACAAUUCGGUGAACUGUUGGAAUCAUGAAAAUUGAAUGAUUAUUCUAAUUCUAUAGUUAUAAUAUAAUAGUGGGCACUUUGAAUACAGUGUUGUUUGACAUGACACCGAAUGAAAAUGCCAGGGAGGAGUUAUUGUGACAGGGUAGGAACCAAAGUGUUGAUAAGUGUUUCCUAGGGGACCCUAUAAUCUCUGGCUACAUUGAAUGUUUUCUCUUAGCUACUCCAUGCAGCCCAAAGUGGGUGGUAAACACCAUCUAAUGCACACAAAAAAAUUACACUUCCCCCUGAUUUGGUUACAGCUACUUCAUGUAGCUAAGAUAUUCAUGCUUCGCGUAUUCCUCUUUGAUUUAGAAGAUACUGUUGCACAAACAACAUGCUGAUUUAGGUCUACACCAUCACUGGUAUUAUCAGGCUGUAUCACUACUUAUGUUUGCUCUGACUCAUUACAUUUAUUAGCUAGCUAGACCACUAACUAGCUAUUAGCAUUAGUGGCUAACAAGAUUUCGGCCCAACUUGCUAAGAACAGACAAUCUAGCUGUUUGCAGAUGUAAGAAACACAAACUAAUAGUGUAAUUAUAGAUUUUUAUUAAGAAGCAAAGUGAAAACAGCAUAGUUUUCAUGAACUUUGUUGCAUGUGCUGCAUUGACCAUGCAGACUGAACACAAGCGUCUGUCUCGUGUUCGAGGAUCAACAAAUGCGCUCCUUGAGUGACGGGGCGGGGCUAGGUCUGUGUGGAAAGCGGCAUGGAGCGAGAGAGCAGAGAGAGAUGACUCGAGUAGCGAAGUAAACUAUAAAAAUGGAUAUUACACACUGUGUAUCACAUUCAAAUACUGUUAUAGAAGGUAAAAUUAAAACCCAAACUUGUCCAUGCAUUAAUUCCAGUAUAUCGUAAAAUAAGUUAUACAGCCCAGCCCGAGGUGCUCAUCAGAGCCUAGCGGAGCCGGGCAGUGUGUGGGUGGGACGGGGCCAACACAGCUCCCACUGCCUGCUCUCUGCUUGUCUGAUGGGAAAUCAUUACCCUCUGCACUCAACGGGAUAGAUCUGACCCACCUCCUUCCCCGACAGCCUCUUCAAAUUAGCACGUCCCCCUGAUUUGGUUACACUGGAGGGAAGUGGGCUAUGUGGUGCCAGGAUGCCCCCUUAACACAACAGAGCUACUGUGUGCGCUCAGUCAGUGAGGUGGGGAGGGGGGAAGUGUUGAUUAGAUGAGGGUGUGGGGGCACAAUGUGAGCAAGUUGACUGAGACGGCUGCCCGAAGCACGGGCGUAGGAGACACGGGUAUAUUUUUAGAAGAGGGAGUCUCUAGGGUGUCGUUCCACUGUGAGGAGGGAUACGGCAGAUGUCUUGGGGCGAUGGCCUUGUCUGGAGGAUCUGUGUGUGUGCCUCACAUGCCACACUGUCACUGUGAAACGAAGUCCAGCAGCUGUUAGUGCCAUGCCCUCUGCGAGGAGAGGAGGCAGAGAAGGAUACCACGGACGGAGAGAGAGGGGGAAGGAGAAAUGGACAUGGCAAAGAGAGAGAGCAGGGUGGGGGACGUUCAGUAGCCUGACAACUCGCACUAAAUUAUUCUGCUGCUCUGUCAUUCACUACAAACUUUAGUCUGAGACUACCAUCAUUGAAGUUGUUUGUGGUGACAAGGGGCAGGAGGGGCGUUGUACAAAAUAAGUUGUCUCUAACCAAUCGGAGUAUCAAAGCCAAUGGCACAUUUUCUAACCACUGCUUUACCCACGUGUGUUCUGGCUCUGGCCAAACCCAUCGGUUUCUGGACCAAUCAGACUGGCCCAAAUGUGUUCGCAUUCGGUGAAGGGUCGGGGAGGUACUCAGAUCCAGACUCCUUGCGGAUUAGAAACUAACGUCUGCGGGCGUGGCGUAGCGUUUGGCCGGAGCAAGGAGUCUGGGUAGCCAGGCAAGAGAUUCAGAUGAGUAAUGAUGGAAAAGAAAGGCAGCCUGACUGCUCCCUGAAUCAUAGAUUUAACCACUAGAGCCAAUUUGUGAAGUGGAGUAGUGCUUUCCAGCCUCUCUCCCUCUCCCUCGCCUUCCUCUCCUGAACCUGUGGAAUUGCGCUAAUGCAUUUCCACAAAAUACACAACAUGCGCAGCAUCAGUUUAGCAGAAAAUGUAAUAGCACAUUAUCCAAACAGGUUGACGCAUGAAAGCCUUUAGUCUAGCAUAUUUAUUUCACACAAAGUCAACAUACAGUUGAAGUCUGAAGUUUACAUACACUUAGGUUGGAGCCAUUAAAACUCAUUUUUCAACCACUCCACAAAUGUCUUGUUAACAAACUAUAGUUUUGGCAAGUCGGUUAGGUCAUCUACUUUGUGAAUGACACAAGUAAUUUUUCCAACAAUUGUUUACAGACAUAUUAUUUCACUUAUAAUUCACUGUAUCACAAUUCCAGUGGGUCAGAAGUUUACAUACACUAAGUUGACUGUGCCUUUAAACAGCUUGGAAAAUUCCAGAAAAUUAUGUCAUGGGUUAAGAAGCUUCUGAUAGGCUAAUUGACAUCAUUUGAGUCAAUUGGAGGUGUACCUGUGGAUGUAUUUCAAGGCCUACCUUCAAACUCAGUGCCUCUUUGCUUGAGAUAAUGGGAAAAUCAAAUGAAAUCAGCCAAGACCUCAGAAAAUAAAUUGUAGACCUCCACAAGUCUGGUUCAUCCUUGGGAGCAAUUUCCAAAUGCCUGAAGGUACCACAUUCAUCUGUACAAACAAUAGUACGCAAGUAUAAACACCAUGGGACCACGCAGCCGUCAUACCGCUCAGGAAGGAGACGCGUUCUGUCUCCUAGAGAUGAACGUACUUUGUUGCGAAAAGUGCAAAUCAAUCCCAGAACAACAACAAAGGACCUUGUGAAGAUGCUGGAGGAAACGGGUACAAAAGUAUCUAUAUCCACAGUAAAACGAGUCCUAUAUCGACAUAACCUGAAAGGCCGCUCAGCAAGGAAGAAGCCACUGCUCCAAAACCGCCAUAAAAAAGCCAGACUAUGGUUUGCAACUGCACAUGGGGACAAAGAUCUUACUUUUUGGAGAAAUGUCCUCUGGUCUGAUGAAACAAAAAUAGAACUGUUUGGCCAUAAUGACCAUCGUUAUGUUUGGAGGAAAAAGGUGGUGCUUGCAAGCCGAAGAACACCAUCCCAACCGUGAAGCACGGGGGUGGCAGCAUCAUGCUGUGGGGGUGCUUUACUGCAGGAGGGACUGGUGCACUUCACAAAAUAGAUGGCAUCACGAGGAAGGAAAAUUAUGUGGAUAUAUUGAAGCAACAUCUCAAGACAUCAGUCAGGAAGUUAAAGCUUGAUCGCAAAUGGGUCUUCCAAAUGGACAAUGACCCCAAGCAUACUUCCAAAGUUGUGGCAAAAUGGCUUAAGGACAACAAAGUCAAGGUAUUGCACACAAAGCCCUGACCUCAAUCCUAUAGAAAAUUUGUGGGCAGAACUGAAAAAGCGUGUGCGAGCAAGGAGUCCUACAAACCUGACUCCGUUACACCAGCUCUGUCAGGAGGAAUGGGCCAAAAUUCACCCAAUUUAUUGUGGGAAGCUUGUGGAAGACUACCCGAAACGUUUGACCCAAGUUAAACAAUUUAAAGUCAAUGCUACCAAAUACUAAUUGAGUGUAUGUAAACUUCUGACCCACUGGGAAUGUGAUGAAAUAAAUAAAAGCUGAAAUAAAUCAUUCUCUCUACUAUUAUUCUGACAUUUCACAUUCUUAAAAUAAAGUGGUGAUCCUAACUCACCUAAAACAGGGAAUUUUUACUAGGAUUAAAUGUCAGGAAUUGUAAAAAACUGAGUUUAAAUGUAUUUGGCUAAGGUGUAUGUUAACUUCCGACUUCAACUGUAUCUUAAGUAUGAUGUCUAGAACAGUGAAAGUAGUGCUAUGUUACAGCGGUCACUUUCCGUUCACAUGGAUCUGUUUAUGCUGCUCUAUUGAGAGAAAUCUGUGUCACGACUGAUGUCUCAACCCACAGUAACGCCGAGUCCUCACAGGAAGCCAGUGUAACAUAACACUAGCUCUAAAGCACUGAAUAGCAGCACACAUUAACAGCAACCCAACUCCCCAGCUCAGGACAACACACAAUGAAACUCAAAUCAAAUUUAUUUGGGGGGGCAAUGCAAACUUGGCGCUCCAGUACCGCUUGCAAUGCGGUAGCAAAAAUAAAAAAUAAAGCUUAGCAUCUGCUUCAUCUGACCACUUUUUUAUUAACCGAAUCACUGGUUCUUCCUUCUUUAGUUUUAGCUUGUAAGCAGGAAUCAGGAGAAUAUAAUUAUGGUCAGAUUUGCCAAAUGGAGGGCGAGGGAGAGCUUUGUACACGUCUCUGUGUGUGGAGUAAAGGUAGUCUAGAGUUUUUUCCCCUCUGGUUGCACAUUUAACAUGCUGGUAGGAAUUAGGUAAAACUGAUUUAAGUCCCUGGCCACUAGGAGCGCCGCCUCUGGAUGAGCGUUUUCCUGUUUGCUUAUGGCCGUAUACAGUUAAUUGAGUGCGGUCUUAGUGCCAGCAUCUGCUAUCUGUAUAAUCAUCAACUAGAUUUUGCCAAAUAUAGGACACACACAACAGCACUGAGUAUUAUGUCUGACAUUGCUCUGUGUUAAACUGUUUUUCUAAGUCAUUAUGAACCAUAUUAGCAGGCCAUGAGUAGUAGGAGCAGUUUGAAAGUACAGCAUUUACAACACAAAAUCCAUUGUUUAGGUUUAGGAGGAAGAUAAUAUAAUUCAAACAGCUUUAUGGAGAUGCUCCAAAAGUCAAUGUUCCUUUCACAAACAUCUCUCACAGACAUCUCCAUCUCCAGCACAAUAACAAUAAAAAGAGUUGAGUUCCCUUCAAAGUGCUCAUAUAGUAUCAGAUUGCUUGGCUCAUCAAUUUUAAAUAGAUAUCUGUGAAAUGCAGGAAAUCAAUAUACUGUGUCUGGCAGCAGAGUGUAUGAAUGUACCGUGGCCACUUCCUCCUGUCUGUCCAUAUCCCCGUCCCUGUUUUAUGAUGCAAAUUAUUUAUUCAUCUUCAUAUACAAAAUAUCAAUACUCAUUUUGUAAUCUAUUCUCCAUUCUGUUUUGUCAUCUCUCUGCCCCUUUUCUCUCUUGCUCGUUUUCCUUCUCUCCUUCUGUCUCUCUGUCUCCCCCUUUUCCUCUCUCUCCCACUCCAUCUCUCUCUCUCCCACUCCAUCUCUCUCUCUCAAUGUUUUUUGUCUGUAUGUACAGUAUAUUUUCUAUGUUGCUAAAUGAAUUGCCUCAUUGGGAACAUUCUAGUUGUAUAAUCUUAUCUCUCUCUCCCCUAGUGGAGCCCAAGGUCUACGUCUCUGCCGGCUCUACGGCCCUGGUGGAUGGUGGUAAUGAAUCGGUGGCGGCCACCUGCAUAGCGGAGCGCGGCCGGCCUGCAGCCGAGGUGUCCUGGGAGACUGAGCUGUUUGGCCGCUCUGAGGUCCAGACGCAGGACGAGCCCAACGGAACCUCCACCACGCAGGUACAAACAGAACAGAGCUACUGCUUUGACAUCACACCACAGUAUCACAGUACUGUGUUUCAAACGGCAACCUAUUCCCUAUAUAGUGCACUACAUUUGACUAAGGCCAGUUAGACUAACACUCUUUAAACAUGCUUAAAUAUUUACACGUCUAACAACAUGUCGCCUCCACCACCCAGGUGCGCUAUGUGUUGGAGCCACGGAGACACUCCCAGGGCCACACCCUCACCUGCGUGGUGCGCCACCCGGCCCUGCAGACUGAGUUCAGGAUACCCUACGUGCUCAAUGUGCAGUGUGAGUGUUGGGGGGGGACCAGGCGGACAAGACAGCAGAGCAGUAGGGUCAUUGAAAUAGAACAACUAGAUCACCUUUUACGUGAUUACUACAGUGCCUUCGUAAAGUAUUUAGACCCCUUGACUUUUUCCACAUUUUGUUAUGUUACAGCCUUAUUCUAAAAUGGAUUAAAUAGAAAUGUUCCCUCAUCAAUCUACACACAAUACCCCAUAAUGACAAAGCGAAAACAGGUUUUUAGAAAUGUUAGCAAAUGUAUUAAAAAUUAAAAACAGAUUAUUUACAUAAGUAUUCUCAGACCCUUUGCUAUGAGACUCGAAAUUGAGCUGUUUCCAUUGAUCAUCCUUGAGAUGUUUCUCCAACCUUUGAUUGGAGUCCACCUGUGGUACAUUCUAUUGAUUGGACAUGAUUUGGAAAGGCAUACACCUGUCUAUAUAAGGUCCCACUGUUGACAGUGCAUGUCAGAGCAAAAACCAAGCCAUGAGGUUGAAGGAAUUGUCCGUAGAGCUCCGAGACAGGAUUGUGUCGAGGCACAGAUCUGGGGAAGGGUACCAAAAAUGUCUGCAGCAUUGAAGGUCCCCAAAAAGACAGUGGCCUCCAUCAUUCUUAAAUGGAAUAAGUUUGGAACCACCAAACUCUUCCUAGAGCUGGCCGCCCGGCCAAACUGAGCAAUCGGGGAAGAAGGGUCUUGGUCAGGGAGGUGACCAAGAGCUCGAUGGUCACUCUGACAGUGCUCCAGAGUUCCUCUGUGGAGAUGGGAGAACCUUCCAGAAGGUCAACCAUCUCUACAGCACUCCACCAAUCAGGCCUUUAUGGUUGAGUGGCCAGACGGAAGCCACUUCUCAGUAAAAGGCACAUGACAGCCCGCUUGGAGUUUGCCAAAAGGCACCUAAAGGACUCUGACCAUGAGAAACAAGAUUAUCUGGUCUGGUAAAACCAGGAUUUAAGUAUUUCUGGAGGAAACUUGGGACCAUCCCUAAUGUGAAGGAUGGUGGUGGCAGCAUCAUGCUGUAGGGAUGUUUUUCAGCGGCAGGGACUGGGAGACUAGUCCGGAUCGAGGGAAAGGUUAACGGAGUAAAGUACAGAGAGAUCCUUGAUGAAAACCUGCUCCAGAGCACUCAGGACCUCAGACUGGGGCGAAGGUUCACCUUCCAACAGGACAACGACCCUAAGCACACAGCCAAGACAACGCAGGAGUGGCUUCGGAACAAGUCUCUGAAUGUCCUUGAGUGGCCCAGCCAGAGCCCAGACUUGAACCCCAUCGAACAUCUCUGGAGAGACCUGAAAAUAGCUGUGCAGCGACACUACCCAUCCAACCUAACAGAGCUUGAGAGGAUCUGCAGAGAAGAAUGGGAGAAACUCCCCAAAUACAGGUGUGCCAAGCUUGUAGCGUCAUACCCAAGAAGACUCGAGGCUGUAAUUGCUGCCAAAGUUGCUUCAGCAAAGUACUGAGUAAAGGGUCAGAAUACUUAUGUAAAUGUCAUAUUUCCAUUUUGUAUUUUUAAUACAUUUGCAAAAAUGUCUAAAAACCUGUUUUUGCUUUGUCAUUAUGGGGUAUUGUGUGUAGAUUGAUGAGGAUUGUUUUUUAAAAUCCAUUUUAGAAUAAGGCUGUAAUGUAACAAAAUGUGGAAAAAGUCAAGGGGUCUAAAUACUUUCCGAAUGCACUGUAUAUAGAGCUGUGGGCCACCAUGACAAGGAGAGAGGUAGCUAGCUAUCUUUAUGUUCUGUUUGUGGGGGGUUGCUGUGCUGAUAGGUGGACUUUAUGGUAGAUUAUUUGUCUUGUCUCAGUUGUCUGUCAGAGACAGCUGCUGCUCAUGUUAUUUCAGCAUGCACUCUCUGACUACAUAAAGAUUUAGACAACUGCCUCAUGUAUCAGUGAAGGGCUGCUGUCUGUAUCUGAUAUAUAACCUAUCAUGUUGAUAGACUGAUUUACAGUGCAGUAUGCUCAGAGACCGGACCGACUCCCCAUCUUCCCUAUUUUGCUCUUAAAAGGGCCAUUAAAGAGUCAUCUUAAUUUUAUAAUCAUUGAUGCAUGCUUCCUUGGCAAGCUGAACUGAUGAAUAGUGGAUAGUAUCUGUUUGGACUAUGUGAGUGCAGGUUAAUGAAGGCGUUUUAUGAAAUAUUGAUCAAGCCUCAGCAGUUGCAGCAGGGGGAAGAGGGGUGGGGCAGAAGGGUGGAGAUGCAGAAAGCCAAGGUUAAUACAGGAAGAGAAAGACUUUGGAACUCAAUAAAUCAUGUCAAAUGCAGAGGCUGGGGAUUUUAAGUGCCAAAGAAGCACAAUUUCCCCACAAACAAAGUGCAAAGGUCAACAUGACGCACUGAUAACAUCUUGUUCCCUGCCCGGCUGUGUACUGUAAUACGUUUUGCCUGCUCACUCUCCAGAGAAAUCAAAAGGGGGAAAUUGGAUACCAGAGUCAUUGUUUACUACAGUUAUUACAGUACAGUCAGUGGUAUCUGUAAUACCUCUGGUAGGCUUCUCUAUGUUCUGUUUGUGUCUGGUGGUGAGCUGCUGGAGAGAGUGGAUUAUUACCCCUACAUCUCCUCGCUAUGACCUGUCUGAUGUAGCCUCUCUCUCUCUCUCUCUCUCUCUCUCUCAUGCUUUGUUUGCUUUCUAGGCUUCACACAGCCAACAAAACCUCUGUGCUGUAGAAUCCUUUGCCACUGCUUUUUCAUUUUGAUUAUCACUUGUUUUGUUCUUCUAUUGCUUGGGGAAAGCUAAUUUGUCAUCACUGUAUUGCUAGGGGUCACAUUGGCCAUUGUGUACAAUGUACAUUGCACUCUAGGGCAUUUUCUUUUUUUUAAAUCAAUCUCUUGUUUUGUAUAGAACGAAUAUUCUUGGCCAGUUGUGUUAUUAAAGGAUCCUGAUCAUAAUGUAUCUUGUACAAUAGGCCUACAUGGUAUGUACCCUAGUCUACUUUAUUACAAAGUAGCUAAGUAACAAAUAAUAAUAAUAAGUAAUUAUAAUAGGAUUGUAGAAUAAAGAAUCAAAGCAUUAUUUUCAUCGAUAUUGUGCUUCUUUUCCAGUUGCUCCUGAGGUGACGGUGGUGGGAUAUGACCAGAACUGGUUUGUUGGUCAGGACAAUGUGAAGCUGGACUGUGGAGCCAAAGCCAACCCACCUGCCCACCAUUUCUCCUGGACCAGGUCAGGGUCCACUAGCUAGCAGCUUUCCAACUCACUACACCCCACAACAUGCUAUACACUGGCCACGUCACAAAUAGCACCCCAUUCCCUAUGUAGUUUGCUACUUUUGACCAGAGCCCAUAGGGCUCUGGACAAAAGUAGUGCACUAUAAUGAGAAUAGGGUGCCAUUUCGGACGUACCACUACUGUGAUUAUUGCUGGCUAGUAAUAUCCAGAUGUUUGUAUCCCUGUGUUUAUAUAUGAUCUCCUUUCUUAACAGGUUGGAUGGGCCGAUGCCUGACGGUGUGGAUAUAGUGAACAACACUUUUAGUUUCACUCGUCCUCUGGAGAGAAAUGACUCUGGACUGUACAGGUGUGAGGUGUCCAAUGACAUCGGUCCACGCAGUCAGGACGUUCACGUCUGGAUACAA